This is a messenger RNA of Colletotrichum destructivum, 3996 nucleotides long. Its product is annotated as Putative AMP-dependent synthetase/ligase domain, phosphopantetheine binding ACP domain, AMP-binding. The record is from RefSeq and is a predicted model, not a curated record. NCBI's taxonomy places the organism in Eukaryota, Fungi, Ascomycota, Sordariomycetes, Glomerellales, Glomerellaceae. Gene Ontology annotation, biological process: fatty acid metabolic process. Gene Ontology annotation, molecular function: medium-chain fatty acid-CoA ligase activity. The transcript has 5 exons. Bases 1 to 3996 code for a protein of 1331 amino acids.
AUGAAUGCCUCAGCGUCCACAUCGGCAGGUCUCAGUGAGGCCGAAGGUCCACCUCUCGAUCUCUCCGGAGUUCCUGACGUCUGGGACGGUUUUCGUUCAGCCAUAAAGGACCAUCCAAAUGAGUUGGCUCUGGUGUGCACUCAUCAGCCGCAUAAUCUGUUCGGAUUUCCUAGUUUCGCUUCGCCUGGUCCGGAAGACAGCAGCAUCACGGACGAACCACCACCAGCUUAUCUUCGAUGGACCUUUCAAACUCUUGCCCAAGCCAUCCACAAGCUUGUCCUUGCCAAAAAGUCCACGGCCGCAGAUGCUGGCUUAUCGGGGGAGCUCGGCCCUGGAACUCCGGUGAUAACCUUCCUCCGGAAUGGAACCGACUUUGUGCUUGCAGCUUGGGCAUCGGUUGUGACGGGCUGCACCCUCACUCCGUUGAACCCUUUGACACUCAAGAAUCGGGAUGAGGCCUCCCACAUGCUGAGAACGGCUCUGAGUCUUGCCCCCGACGGCCAUAAACUGAGGUUCAUCUACGCAGCCGACUCGGACGUGGCCAAAAACGUCGACGAGCUGGACGCGGACAUCCUUGGGGCUCACAGUAUCAAGAUUCUGGCUUCCGGGUCUGAGGCGAGAGACGGCUGGCUUCAUCUUGAUGGCUUGGUCAGGGCGCUUGAUGCCAGUGGCAGCGGCGAUUUGAGCCUGUACACCCCACUUGCUGGCCUCGAAGGCAAGGAUCACGCCCAAGCCGGAAUUGUACUCUUUACAAGCGGUUCAACAAGCAGGCCCAAGGGCUUGUUCUGCCGUCACGCCGUCUUGAACACUUACACCAAUAGUCGACUGCUGCUUUCACCGCCGCAUCUCCUCCCACAACCUGGCUCAAGAGUUUGCAGCAUCCUGCCCAACAACCACGGUAACGGCUGGACCUGCAUUCAGACCGCACAUGGCCGUGGCGCGGCCCUAGUGUUCCCCGGCCCGGCGUUCUCCACGCCGGAAGCACUGGUAUCUACCCUUCGCCGAGAACGCAUCACGCACACGCUGUUGGUGCCGACUCUGGUUCACGCCUUGGUGGCCGUCAUGGAAAAGGGCCAGCCGCCGCUGGAAUCACUGCUCAGCGUUACCUUCGGGGGCAUGGUUCUAACCAAACAGGAGACGCUUGCGACGGCAAAGGUUCUCGGGGCCAAAGCCAUUGAAAAUGCCUACGGUUGCACCGAAGGUGUACUUACCAGCACAGGCAGUGUGGUUGUAUCUGGUCCAGACCCUCAUAUGAGCUCGUCCAACGAUCCGGAAGAGGUUUCCGUUGGGGGACCACCGAUGGGCCACGGCAUCAAGAUCGUGGAUCCUGCCACGGGCUGUGUCGUUCCACGAAAUGUCACAGGGGAGAUCCACGGAUAUGGUCCCAUGAUAUCCCGUGAAGGCCGAUGGUCAUACAUUGGAGACGAGCAAAACAAGGCCUUCUACAUCGAGAAGGAAACAGGCAGAGUGUGGUUCCAGACCGGAGAUAUGGGGAGAAUGGACGAAAAGGGAGAUCUCUUCAUCGUCGGACGGUACAAGGACAUGAUCAUCCGCGGUGGCGAAAACAUUUCCCCUGCCGCUAUCGAGGCCGUUCUCGUGAAGAACUCGGCCCUCCGCACUCUCGACCCGCAAGUCGUCGGUGUCAGGGAUACCAUUGCGGGUGAGGUUCCCGCCGUGGUAAUCAAAGGUGAUCAGCCAGCUGCCGCUGUCGAAAUGGCAGUUCGAGAGACUGUGCUCCAACACAUGACAAGGAUGCACGUCCCGGAUGUAGUCAUUCAUCUCAAGGAUCUAGGUCAAAAAGACUUCCCGCGAACGACUUCAGGCAAGAUUCAAAAGUUCAAGCUCAAGCAGCUUGUGGCAGCCCAUCUUGACAAUCAGACUGCUCCGCAGACUUCGGGGAUAUCCUCCGGACUCGGACAGCAUGAGGAGGAACAGGUCAAGACCAUCUGGGCGACCGCCAUUGGCCUGGGAUCUUCGUCUCAGCUGGAUGUCAACGCACCUCUUGGGCAGUACAUCGACAGCAUCACCAUGAUGCGCGUCCGCGACAAGAUCAGAAAGCAAACGGGCGUGGCACUCCCGUUGGCAGCCAUGGCCCAGGCCGCGACAUUCGCCGAGCAGAUGGAACUUCUGCGCAGCCUGUCGGCGGGCCGAAAAAUGGCUUCUAUGACAACGGAAGUUGGCGCGGCGCAUCUUACGAGGCAGCAAGAGAGGAUAUCGGCCGCCAACGCCAGGAUCGCGAAACGAGGAAGAGCUUUCUCGACAGAGGACAUGGCGGACUCGGGUGUGGAACCGGAGCUCUUCGAGUUCGUCAAAGAUAGGGUCUUGAAGGUCAUCUCACCCCACGGUCUUGGGUGGGACGACGUCGAGGACGUUGGCCCCGCGUACGACGCGAAUGCUGUGCAGGCGCAGUGUGGCUUUUACGAUACCAUCAACUUCAACAUGGCCAUUAGCACGAAGAAGGCCAUAAGUAAACGGGAACUUCGCAGUGCCUUGGAAGCGGCGAUGUUCAACCAUCCCAUCAUGUGCUCGUUCAUGAUCUGGGAUGCCGACUGGCGCAGCGUCAAUCCCAAGCCGAACGAAGCCCUCCACAUCAUCAUGCGCCCGUCGGAGAGAUAUUUCGACUUGGCCAUACAAGACGGCGGCGCUGUUCGCUGCUUGAAGGACGUCGAGGACAUUGCACUUGGCCAUACCGCCGAGGCCCGCCGUUUCCCAGCACCGCAACAGAACACGUUCCCCGGGCCGCUCUAUCGAGUCAUGCUCUUCGACGUGGAAGAGACCGGCACUGUGGCGAUGGUGACGUCCGGGAACCACUCCAUCACCGACCACUCCGCAGGGCAGUUGUUCUACGACGACCUCGACCGAGCCGUCGCGCUGGCUGUCUCCCCGAGUCUCGCCUCAAGCGGCUCAACCGCCGCGAGCAUUCAAGCGCAGCUACCAGAACACAAGGACUAUAAGCCCUAUCUGGACCUGCAUCGCGCUUUGCGCAGCUCUCCGCGGGCUUUGGCGUCCGUCAAGUGGCAUGUCGAUCGGCUUUCUUCGCUGCCUCAACACGUCGACGCCGGGGCAUUGUGGCCAAGCCCGAAAUCCUGGAUGCACGUCUCGUUGGAAGAUCAUUACAGAGAAACCCAUCAACUGCAACACGGCUUCUCGAUAAGAGCCCGCCCAGCAGAUCCCACAGGCUCCACGCCCAUCUCCAUCUCCACCAUCGUCAAGGCCGCCGUGGCGAUAGCAAGCGCCCGCAGAAGUGGCUAUACGACCACGGGGGCCACGACAGGCGCCAAGUCGAGAGUGGCCGUGUUCUCCAGUGUCGAAGCGGCGCGAUCCCACUACAACCCAUUCCUACCCCCGUCCGUUACUGCCACCGAACCGUCCCACCGAGGAGAGGAGCACAACGGGUCCCUGCGGUGGGAAGCUGGCGACGUGGCGGGGCCGACAGUGCAAAUCGUGUGCAACGUAGUGGAGAUGCCGAGAUGCGACCGCGAGUCGGUCGAAACCGUUUCCCAGUUCCUGGGUCGUAUGCAGCGGGAGCAGGAACUCCAGACCAAGCACGCCUCCGCACCCUGGCGAGCCAUCAUGGACGAGCUGGAAGACCCGAACGCCAUGGAGAGGCCCUGGCCGCUGCUGCCUUUGGUCCACGGCACCCUCAUGUUCAACUGGGCCCCUGGACUCGGCGAGAGCGCCAGGGCGACGCAAGCUUACGCAGAGGAUGCGAGGCUCUCCCAGUUCGAGAACCUGGACAUGUUGAAGUCGGUGCAGAAGCCGCGAGUCGGGCUCGUCGUCUCCGCCGGCGCCAGCAGCAGUGGCCCCGGGGCAACGGGCUCGGGUUCGGGUUCUGUCACCACCGUGUUCUUACAUCUCAGGGGUGCAGGGCUCGGGUGGGGUUCUGACGGCGGGAUGCUUUCUUUCGCCAGGGAGAUUGAGGAGAUGACUCGGUGGCUAUCGGUGGACGAGAAUAAGGGGCUCCCACUUCAAGAGGCGUUUGGUGGUCGCGAGUGA